This is a messenger RNA of Penicillium vulpinum, 321 nucleotides long. RefSeq lists its product as uncharacterized. The transcript has 3 exons. The record is from RefSeq and is a predicted model, not a curated record. The coding region runs from base 1 to 321 and encodes 106 amino acids. NCBI's taxonomy places the organism in Eukaryota, Fungi, Ascomycota, Eurotiomycetes, Eurotiales, Aspergillaceae.
AUGCCUAUUGGCACUAAGAUCUUUAUUCCUUUGCGCGGACGCGUCGGCAUCCGGUCCUUCUCGUCAUCCCGGGCCCGCUGGGAGUCCGUCGCGCCGCUACCGUCAAGCAAGCCCGUGGGAGCCUUCCGAGGAGGUGUCUUUGGGUUCCUGGCUGGAUCUGUCGCUGCUGGUGCUUCGGUGUACUAUUACAUCCUUGGAGAGUACCGACUCGCCAAUGAGAUGCUGUCUGAUGACAUUUCGGCACUUCAAAAGGCCACCAUCAAGCUCCAGUCAUACAUCACAGAACUAGAAUGCAGGGUUGAUCAGCUACACAAGAAAUGA